AUGUGGUCUCGUUGCUGUAUGUUUUUACGAACUCGUUUUGUUAUUUCACAACAACGGGACAUAUGUGUGACCUCGCUCAAAUCAUCAACAUUUUCAAGACCGAGAAAACAUAAAAUGGCCGGUGCAACAGGAAAUCUUAAACCCCAACAAUUUCAAUAUCUGCUUGUCUUGGACUUCGAAGCAACAUGUGAUGAGGACGUAAAGUUACGUCCACAGGAGAUAAUAGAAUUCCCAGUUGUGAUGAUAAAUACAGAGACACUGGCUACAGAAUCUAUAUUCCACCAAUAUGUACAGCCACAGGUCCACAAUCGUCUUAGCCAUUUUUGUACAAAUCUAACAGGGAUCAUUCAGGAGAUGGUGGAUGGACAAGAUUACCUAGAUGAUGUAUUAAAUAAAUAUGACAAAUGGAUGGCAGAGAAACUGUUGAGCAAGGGCCAUACAUUUGCAUUUGUGACUUGUGGUGAUUGGGAUCUGAAGACAAUGUUACCAAGUCAGUGUAAAUACUUCAAUUUUAGAAAGCCACAAUACUUCAAUCAAUGGAUCAAUAUAAAAAAGGAAUAUGCAGCAGUAACCAGUAAAUACCCAAAGGGGAUGAUUGCUAUGCUGGAUGGUUUAUCUUUAGAUCUGGAAGGCCGCCAUCACAGCGGAAUAGAUGACAGCAAAAAUAUAGCUCGGGUUGCCGUUGAAUUACUGAAGAAAGGACAUGUGUUUAAAAUCAACGGAUAUUUACAAUAGUCAAUCAUUUUGUUUUCAAGUCACCAAAUCAUGUACUACAUUCUUAUUGACUUCAUUUAAAUGGUAAUUUUAUAUAAAAAUAUGUA
This is a messenger RNA of Ylistrum balloti, 821 nucleotides long. RefSeq names its product ERI1 exoribonuclease 3-like. The coding region runs from base 1 to 735 and encodes 244 amino acids. The record is from RefSeq and is a predicted model, not a curated record. Gene Ontology annotation, molecular function: 3'-5'-RNA exonuclease activity; nucleic acid binding. The transcript is spliced from 7 exons. NCBI's taxonomy places the organism in Eukaryota, Metazoa, Mollusca, Bivalvia, Pectinida, Pectinidae. Gene Ontology annotation, biological process: exonucleolytic trimming to generate mature 3'-end of 5.8S rRNA from tricistronic rRNA transcript (SSU-rRNA, 5.8S rRNA, LSU-rRNA).